AUGGUUGGAAGGACUGCUGAGUAUCACUUUCCACAGGCUCAUGUCUACAUGAUGGCUAACCUGUUUGAGGAACCAAUGUCACCUGAGUUCUCCAAGGUCUCCAAGGAUGAUCCAGAUGCAAGAACCCUGGAACAAGCUCUGGUCGACACUGAGCACCUUGACAAGUGGAUUGCUGCCUUGGAGAAAGAGAUCCGUGAUCUUGAACCCCAUGGAACUUGGAAAGAAACACCUAUCCAAGAUGCCAAGGGAGACAUUGUUCCAGUGAUGGCUGUGGGUGUUGACAAUUAA
Molecule: messenger RNA, 288 nt
Organism: Seminavis robusta
Lineage: Eukaryota; Bacillariophyta; Bacillariophyceae; Naviculales; Naviculaceae
Source: the annotation of a GenBank genome assembly